Messenger RNA from Danio aesculapii, 3127 nucleotides. It is a transcript of the gene oafa, whose product is annotated as OAF homolog a (Drosophila). The transcript is spliced from 4 exons. The coding region runs from base 451 to 1269 and encodes 272 amino acids. Lineage: Eukaryota; Metazoa; Chordata; Actinopteri; Cypriniformes; Danionidae. The record is from RefSeq and is a predicted model, not a curated record.
CUUUGGAUAAUGAAGGAAGUGACGAAUCCGCAUUACUAGGAGAGAGAGAGAGAGAAAACUCAAGAGCAGAAAAACAGAAACUAAGACAGAAGUCAGCGUGAAGAGCUGAAUGAAGGCGCUCGUCAGUAGAGGCAUGAACACGAGUCAGCGUGAGCUCCCGAAUCAAAGUUCCCUCAAUGAGAGGCGCGAGACGAGUGAAAACAGCAGAUUACUCCGUGCGUGACGCUCCGUACUCCACUUUCCCCAAUGUUUAUUUACCAGACGUGAAGAGGCUCUAGACCGGCUUUAAAAGACUUUAUGAAUUCGUUGGUGUAUCCAGCUUCCACAAAAUAUGGGUGAAGUUGUGAAAGUGGAGCCGCUGUGAUGUUUUGAGGGUCGUGGAAUGAGUCGACUGUUAUUCCCGUGGAUUGUGCUUUUGAGCUCGCGCUUUGGGUUUUAGGAUCAUCUGGAAUGUUUGCGAGGUGGAUUUGGCCGGGUUCAGUUCGGUUAUCUCUUGUGGUUUUUCUGCUCACGGUGUUGUCGGUAGCUCGCGGGUCUGCGUCUGAGCUGAAGGUGAGGGUCCGCUUGGCCGAUGGACAGAUCACGGAUGAACUUUUGGAGGCGGACAGCGAGAAGGACUCCAUCACUGUGGAGUUUAAACAGGGGGACGGGACUCUGAUCACUUUUGUGGCCGAUUUCAAGCAGGAUGUGAAGAUUUUCCGAGCGCUGAUUCUGGGAGAAUUGGAGAGAGGGCAGAGCCAGUACCAAGCGCUCUGCUUCAUCACACGGCUCAACCACAAUGAGAUCAUCCCCAGCGAGUCCAUGGCCAGACUGAGACAGAAAAAUCCCCAGGCCAUUCGCACAGCAGAGGAGAAGAGAAGCACGGAGAUGCUGAGCAUGAACGUAGCGGUCAAUUUGACACGGACCUGGCAGCUGAGCGCCCACAUCCACAACAUGUGCAGCGUGGCCCGUGAGGCCGUGUACACGCGCGAGGCUGAUGUCAGACACUGGCUGGACCGAGGCAUGGAGGGCUCCAUGUUCGAGCCUCAAGCAGUGGAGAUGACUGGCCUGCAGAGCUGCGGGACGGUGAAGGACCUGUGGCAGCCCUGCUCCUGCAGCUACAACCUCAGACUGGAGUGGUACCCCUGCUUGCUAAAAUACUGUCGCAACCGGGACGUCUCCGGCAGGGGCAGCCCAUACAAAUGUGGGAUCAAGAGCUGCAGCAAAGGCUACCAGUUUACAUACUAUGUGCCACACAAACAGCUGUGCCUAUGGGAGGAAGAGACCUAGAACCACAUGUGCUUCACAAAAAAUAUAUAUAUUUAAUGUGACCUUCACCUCUAAGCCUUCAGACUCGUGCCUUUUGCGCAGAGCAGAUCGAUAACAAAACUACGCUGGAUAAGAGUGUGGAUAGAAGGCCAAUUUUUUUUUUGAGCCUGGCUGUGCGUUUUAGGCUGGUCGGUAGUUUUAAAGCUCUUCCUGCUUUUACCAGCACUGUGGAAUGAGUACUUUUGACUCAAAGUGAGUUUGGGACGAGCGACCUGUGAAUUAGUCAGUAUAUAUAACAAGAUAUGAUAGCUGGAUCUCGUCGGGUUGACAGUUUUUAAUUUGUUUCCAAAACUUGUAUUAUUUAUUUUUGCAGUGGGAAAUGAUUGAAGCACAGCGCACAUGUUCAGAGAAAAUAUCUUUUCUCCUUUUUUUUUCGACUCUGAUUCAAAGCACUGUAUUGAGUUCAUGGUGGACGGACGUGCUUUGCUUAACGGUACAUAAGUCGUGAGUCAUUGUCCAUUUCAUACAUAGAGAUUCAGCCACCUCAAGUCUUAAUGCUGCCAACAGUUUGAGAUUGUUUAAGAGUGUGUGUGUGUGUGUGUGUGUGUGUGUGUGUGUGUGUGUGUGCGUGCGUGCCACGUUUUUUUCUUUUUAUAUGGAUGGACUUGUCUUCAUCACAUUGCACAACAGUAUCAUUUAAAAGGUUAAUUCAUCCUACAUUUUAAAGUUUAUAAGUUACAAAUUCAUUAGUAACUUGUUAGUUUUGGAACUCAAAUUAAGAUUUUUUUUUUAUAUAUAAAAUGUGUUUUUUUGCCCCUUAAACCUAAAACUAAUCUAAAAACCUGAUGCUUCAAAAACAAAAGAAGCAAAACAAUAUUUAAAUCAGGUCAGGAAGGCUGAUGCUUGCUUGAGGUGUGAUAUCCAGUCAGGUUCAUUCUUGUACAUCACAUGGCGUGUUUGAUCUUCAUCAGCAUGAUUAGGUAAAAUUUAACUAAUUGGCAGUAAAAGCUGAAAUUAAAUCUGAUAUAAUGGGAUUAUGUCUCCUCGGAUGACGUUGAUCAAAUGGCUUGAUUCGUGGAAUUAAAGUGUUUUUGAUCACAACUAUAGAGGUUUUGGUGCCCAGACGUUUAAUAGACGUACAAAUCUCCCAGAUUUGAUUAAAAUAGUCUUCAUUUAUGUUACAAUUUUUGUGUGGGUGAGUAAAUGUUGACAGAGUUUUUAUUUAGUGCUGAACUAACCUUUUAAGGACCGGCUGGUUCAAUAUUUACUCGUACUUUGAAGUUGGGAUAUGCGAAAGUAACCAAAGCAAGGAUUUUCUGAUAAAGGAGGAUGAAAGAUGAGCAUUGUUCUGCUGAAAUCCUGCUUAGAUCUUCACUACUGUGCAUUAACACUGCCCUCUGUUGGUUACGCGACAUUACUGUCACUCAGGCUUCUUCAUUUAUUAUAACCUCAGUACAUCCGCAGAGCUGUGAAACAAUCACAAAUGCAGAUUUGCAUCAAUUCGUGUGGCGUCAAAAUGUCAGGAUUUCUCUGCUUCAGAAAUCACUCACUCAAAUGCGCAGACCGAGAGCUUUCAUCAUGAAGAAGAAGAGGAAAAACAUUUCUCCAAAACUCACAAAUCACUUCCUGUACGAAUGUUUCACGCUUAACAUGCCACAGUUGACUCGGUUGUAGUUCAUGGUACUAAAAGAGUUUUACCGAUUUAUUUAAUUUUUUAUUUUUUUCAAAGAGAUUUUAAGUGUUAUGUUGAAAGUGUUGUUUGAGAUUACACCUCCUUUAACCUCCCCACCCAACAGCCAUUGUCUGGGAUUCAAGUGCCUUGGUGAUUCAGUGUUUACUGAUUAAAAGCUGUUAUGAAUAAACUAUUUUCCUAUGAAAA